UCAGGCUCACACAACUUGAAGGCAGUCCGUUAACAACAGACGUCCAUUAGUAACAACUGAUUUAUACUUCGAAUACAGACAUGCAUUCCAUCAAGAUCUUCGUACUCCUUGGUGUCAUCAUCGCAAGUGAAGCUCAAAGGCCAUUUUACGCUGGUUCCAGACCAAUCGGAUAUCCCGAAACAGAAACUAACAGUCUUCUCCUCAAUCGUUUUGGAGAAAAUGAGGGUCCAAUAGAAGCUAGGGGUGAUGGAAAUCUGGUAAAUAGGCUGAAUCAAAUGCCGUUGGAUAAGAGACCAUUCUGGUUCAUCAACGCUCAAGCUUACGACGAAUUAAGAAAGAACCCUCAAACUUACCCAGUGGCCCAGAAUUCGUUUAGUAACAAAAAUUGAAAAACGUUGGACACUUGGUUUGACGAAAUUCAAUGAAACAAUGAAAAGGCGGAGUACAAUUAAAGAUUGACAAGUGUUAUUUUUCAGCAUUGUAGAUGUUUAUGAGUAUUAUUAAAAUGUGAUAUAAAUACCAGUAAUAGUGGAUUUUUAAUCAGUUAUUGUUUGGAAAUAAGAUUUAUUAAUAAAUGAUUUAUAUUUUUUUAAA
This is a messenger RNA of Papilio polytes (common Mormon), 594 nucleotides long. RefSeq lists its product as uncharacterized. The transcript has 2 exons. NCBI's taxonomy places the organism in Eukaryota, Metazoa, Arthropoda, Insecta, Lepidoptera, Papilionidae. The record is from RefSeq and is a predicted model, not a curated record. The coding region runs from base 81 to 389 and encodes 102 amino acids.